AUGGAGUGGCAAAAUUUGGUCCUCGAAGCGACCGUGGAUCGCCGAUCUGUGGACUCGGAUCCGGAGGCGGAAGAUCCGCCAAGGUCUGCAGUGGAGCGCCCCGAGUAUGAGACUCCGCGCGGAAUACUACUACGACCAAGGCCGACGGCGGUCAAGUGUUUGAAGGGCGGAUCAAGUGGAGAUCAAGAGGACUCUGACCACCAGCCUAUGGAUAAUCCGCCGUCGGACAAUCCACCGCUGGAUUGUCGACCGAUGGACGUGGUGUCUGUCGCAAGUGAUGGGUCGGAUCUGUCGUCUAUCGCAGAUGAUAUGUCACAUGUUGUAACGGUCGUGGAGGCGCUGGACGAUCAGGAUCCAGGCGUAUCAGGUAUUACAGCAGGGGAUGUGCCCCCGGUCGAGGAUCCAGCUGUGGAAACAGUAUUGGCAGACGAAGCUGUAAAACCUGGGACGAGACAUAAGUUGGGUGACCCGUUGGAUCAGAAGAACGCCACGUUUAUGUCACAGAAAAGGGGCGAGGAUUCGGCAGCUGUUUUGGAAGGUCAACCGAACACAUCGGAUCUGGACCUCACUUGGGACUCGGAUCAGGAUUACGACGAAUGUGUGUAUUACCACGAAGGCAGCGAUCUCUACGCUGAAGACGUCGACGGACAACUAGCGGUACUGCCUGAAGUCCCAGCAACGACGGAAAAUGUGAAGAUCGAGGACAUCCAAUUGUGCGGAUCCGACAAUCAGACACCUGAAGUGAUCGACCGACUCCGCCAGCGGAUCUGGAAGUUCAGGCAUCUCCUUAUCGGCAAAGGAAACGCGCUCCCACCAGCGGCCCGAGGGGUUGUGUGUGAUAUCGAUGUGGGAGGAGCUCGGCCGAUCGCACUCAAAUGCCGAAAGCUGCGGAUCCAGUUCCGAGAGAUAUUGGCAGAGUUGAUCAAGAGCCUCCUGUCAGCUAAGAUGAUCACUCACUCAAGAUCUCCAUGGGUAUCGCCGAUCGUCGUGAUCAUCAAGAAGAAUGGUGUGGAUAUACGAUUGUGCAAUGAUUAUCGGUUGGUUAACAGUCUUACACAGCUGAUGGUUUACCCGAUGCCGCUGAUCAAAGAUCUAAUGGAGGAUCUCUAG
Messenger RNA from Phytophthora megakarya, 1110 nucleotides. Lineage: Eukaryota; Oomycota; Peronosporomycetes; Peronosporales; Peronosporaceae. The record is from the annotation of a GenBank genome assembly.